This is a messenger RNA of Cydia strobilella, 3080 nucleotides long. Its product is annotated as mitochondrial-processing peptidase subunit alpha. The transcript has 12 exons. The record is from RefSeq and is a predicted model, not a curated record. Bases 157 to 1767 code for a protein of 536 amino acids. Gene Ontology annotation, cellular component: mitochondrion. Gene Ontology annotation, molecular function: metal ion binding. NCBI's taxonomy places the organism in Eukaryota, Metazoa, Arthropoda, Insecta, Lepidoptera, Tortricidae.
AGAACAUUUAGAACUGUCAAAAAAUGAUACGGCGAUGUUGAAAGCUCCAAACGUCUUUGAAAUAUAUUUAUUCCUGUUAUAGCCGGAUUAUAUUUGAAUGUAAUAGAGUUUUUUUGUGAACACUCGUCCAAAUACAUCCAAUAAGGUUCUCGAAACAUGUCACAUGUAGCCGAAGUUAAAGUUCUUGUUUCUAGGUUAUUUUCUAUGAAAAAUGGGCUUUUCAAAUCUGGUGUCAGGAGUUUUAGUCAAGAUGUGGACAAAUCAGCUCAAGCCCUGGCUAAGAACAGUGUUACACCAUUGCCACCACUAUCGGAUCCUAUGCCAAACCUCCCACCUGUGAUAUAUUCCACCGGAAAAGCAGAGGAUUGUGUAACUGAGGUCACCACCCUCAGCAAUGGACUUAGAGUUGCAUCAGAGAAAAAGUUUGGCCAAUUUUGUACUGCGGGUGUGGUCAUUGAUUCCGGCCCACGGUAUGAAGUUGCUUACCCAAAUGGCAUUUGUCACUUUCUGGAAAAGUUAAGUUUUGGCGCAACACAUAAAUUCGCAACUCGGGAUGUGAUGCUGCGAGAGUUAGAGAGGCAUGGCGGCAUUUGUGACUGCCAAGGGUCUCGUGACACUACAGUAUAUGCAACUAGCGCCGAUUCUAGAGGUCUUGAGGCUGUUACACAAGUGUUAGCAGAGGUGACAUUAAGGCCACGGCUGUCUACUGAAGAGAUUGAAGCUGCCAGACAAGCAGUAGCAUUUGAAUUAGAAACUCUUGCUAUGAGGCCGGAACAAGAAACUAUACUUAUGGACAUGAUACAUUCGGCCGCAUAUAAGGGCAACACACUUGGUCUACCAAAGAUUUGCCCCAAGGAGAAUAUAAACAAAAUAGACCGUGGCAUUAUACUGAAUUAUUUGAAAAACCACUACACGCCCAAUCGGAUGGUAGUUGCGGCCGUCGGCGUCGACCAUGAGCCGUUCGUAGAAUUUGUACAGAAGUAUUUUGUGGACAUGAAGCCCACGUGGCAUGGCGAGGACAGCGACACGUUCACGCCACUAGUCGACAAGUCCGUGGCUCAGUAUACUGGCGGUAUGGAACAGGAGGAAUGUGAAAUACCACUCUACCCUGGAUCGGACUUACCGGAGCUAUCUCAUGUUGUUAUUGGAUUAGAAAGUUGCUCGCAUGGAGACCCAGACUUCGUGACGACGUGCGUGCUGAACAUGAUGAUGGGCGGCGGCGGCUCCUUCUCCGCCGGCGGCCCUGGCAAGGGCAUGUACACACGACUCUACACCAACGUGCUUAAUAGAUAUCACUGGAUGUUCAACGCGACGGCGUACAACCACGCGUACGGCGACACAGGCGUGUUCUGCGUCCAUUCGGCGUCGCCGCCCAACCGCAUCUACGACACCGCCGUCGUCAUCGCGCGCGAGCUGGCCAACAUGGCCGGCAAGGUCGGCGAGACGGAGCUGAGGCGAGCCAAGACCCAGUUGCAGUCGAUGCUGCUGAUGAACCUGGAGGCCAGGCCGGUGGUGUUCGAGGAUGUCGGCCGGCAAGUGCUCGCCACCGGCAAAAGGAAGCCGCCAUCCUUCUUUAUCGAUGAGAUUGAAAAAGUGACAGCCGAUGACAUAGUGCGCGUGGCGCGGCGCAUGCUGAGCGGGCGGCCGUCGGUGGCGGCGCGCGGGCGGCUCGCGCACCUGCCCACCUUCGAUGAGAUCUGCGCCAACAUGGCGCUCACCACCGACUCAUCGCCCCAGGGCCGGCGGCUCAACCUCUUUAGAGCUUGACUCACUGAUUACACCGCCGUUACGUCGCCUAAUGGCUAAAUUAGGCAGGUUUCAGUGCGACGUGGAUAACCAGACCUUUCUAUAAAAAUCGUCAUGUUUUUUUUUUUUCAACUUAAAAUCAUCAUUUAUGUCAUUCUUUUUAGAAGAUAAAAAAUGCAUACACUUUUCGUAUCUUUGUACGACCGUACAGUACAACGAAUGAGCUUACCCCUUGUAAAGCUUGUUGUAAUGAGUAGAAAAAAGGGGUACGAUCUAUUACAGCAUAAACAUUACAACCGAACUUUCCGAGAAGCGAAAUUCCCACGUCACAUGAAACACGCAAAAAGUCUUUACACAUACAUUUUAUCGCACUAAACUGAUCCCUAUUACACACCUUUUAAACCCUGCAGAAACAGGACAAUGAGGACCGCAUUUAUUACAUAUUUGCACCAUAAUUAAAAAAAAAUCUAAAUAGUAGUCUAAGAUACGAUAAAAAAAAAUAGUAGAAUCAAUUACGGAACUUCGGACUACGUUAAUUUGGUCAAGUGGCGAGUAUUUUAGUUACUAAACGUGUCUCAACACCAAAAAUUUAGUAGAGUAGAUUAGUAACGGGAGGCUGACUCGUCAGAGAAAUAGAAUAAAAUGGAUCCACUCAACUAAAUUGCUGACUAAUUUACUCGACUAAAUUUUUGGUGUUCGGACACGUAAUACUCGCCACUCAACCAAAUUAUAGUCUGAACUAGGCUUUAGUAAAGAGGAUAUAAUAAGAUAGAGCGGUACUGUCAUAGUAAAUUUUUAACCACUGUAAAUUCACUGCCAUCUAUCGACAUAAUUUAAAACUAAAAAUGAAGAUUUAUAAAAAUACCAUAAAAUGUAUUUAAACAUGGAUAAAUGUUUUUUUUAUUUGCAUUAAUUAUUUUUAUAUGAUUUUGACCCAUGUUCUUUCACUGAUAUGCGUUAAAAUUAUAAAUAAACGAAACCGUCAACGCCCUCUAUACGAGAGUACGCCAAAACUAGUGGCGCCAUCUGAUCGAGAAUCAAAUUUUCGUGAUUAUCGAGGCACGUUUUUUCCUUAGACUGUAUCCAUCUAUUACGGAGUUAUAUCUAUCUUUGGCUUUAGUAAGGAUAUUCGAAAGGUCGGUGUCGGUACACACACAAAUGGUGGUUGUACAACUAGGUAUCUCUUAGUUGGUUGAAGAGUCCUUAAUACAAUUACUUAGCAGAACAGUUCUGUUCAAAUGUUUAGACAACGAUAAAUUUGUUUCUGGUCACGAGAGCGGCUUCGGCUAUUCGUUACGCAUUAGUAGUGUCUAUAGAAAUUUCACAAUAUUUAA